This is a messenger RNA of Eucalyptus grandis, 2352 nucleotides long. Its product is annotated as G-type lectin S-receptor-like serine/threonine-protein kinase SD2-5. Gene Ontology annotation, biological process: protein phosphorylation. The transcript has a single exon. Gene Ontology annotation, molecular function: ATP binding; protein kinase activity. Lineage: Eukaryota; Viridiplantae; Streptophyta; Magnoliopsida; Myrtales; Myrtaceae. The coding region runs from base 41 to 2068 and encodes 675 amino acids. The record is from RefSeq and is a predicted model, not a curated record.
UGCGAAUAAUGCACCAGUUUGGCAGUCUUUCGAUCACCCCAUGGACUCCCUAGUCCUUAGACAGAAGUUAAGCAUAGGGCAGAAGUUGGUGCCCAGUGUUUCUGAAAUGAAUUGGACUGCACAAGGUUUACUUUCACUUUCCAUGACUAGGACAGGCUUGUUUGCGCAGAUGGACACUGAUCCUCCACAGGUCUACUUCCUAGUUCCCGCUAAUCUUCCAUACACGAGUGAUGACUCUAAUUACAUCAAAUUUGUAAAUGGAACCUUAGCAUUGUUCACGAAUUCCACACUAAAUGAUUCUAUCUUUAUCAAUAUUCCUCCUGCUUCAUUGUUUAUGAGGUUGGAAUAUGAUGGGCACUUGAGAGCAUAUGAGUUUGAUGGGCACCAACGUCAGUGGAUAGUGGCAGAUGACCUUCUUCAGAAGCAUGGUGACUGUGGCUAUCCGACGGUCUGUGGGCAGUAUGGAAUUUGCUCUUCAAACGGGCAAUGCACUUGUCCAGAUUCAGAUGGGGACACAAACUAUUUCAAGCAAAUAAACAAUAGACAUCGCAAUCUCUGGUGUUACCGAGAAGUUCCUUUGUCUUGCGACAAUUCACAAUUUCAAAGUUUUCUGGAGCUUGGGGAUCUUUCUUACUUCACCUACAGCGCAGAUCCAGAAAGCACCCCAGAUCUUGCGAAUGCGAAUAUGGUAUAUUGCAAAGAGGCUUGUGCCAAGAAUUGUUCAUGCAAGGCAGCUUUUUUUCUUAAAGACCGCGAUAGCCCAACUGAUUCAGGUUCCUGCUAUUUAUUAACGGAAGUAUUUUCGCUAAUGAACCUAAAACUGCCUGUCAAGUCUAUUUUUUACCUCAAAGUACAGAACAUUUCCAAUGUAGUUCCUAAAUCUCCUGGUUCGAGCAGAACUCCCAGUUUCAACAAUAGGGGCAGGACGAACCGUCUUGCGUCAAUACUAGGUUCCAGCCUUGGAUCUGUAGUUGCUUUGAUCAUUGUCAUUGGGGUCAUAAAAGUUUUAUGUCGGAAGAGAGAAGCUGUUGAUGAAGCUGAGGAGAAUCAUCUAGAUCGAAUACCGGGAGUGCCUAUGAAAUUUACUUACAACAGUCUGAAAGUCAUUACCAAGGAUUUCAGCAAGAAGCUUGGUGAGGGUGGCUUCGGCUCUGUGUUUGAAGGCACUCUACAGGAUGGUUCGAAAGUCGCGGUGAAGCGCCUGGACGGUUUAGGCCAUAUCAAGAAAUCAUUUUCAGCUGAGGUUGAGACUAUAGGGAGCAUUCAUCAUGUCAACCUGGUAAUGCUAGUAGGAUUUUGCACGGAGAACUCUCGCAGGCUGCUCGUGUAUGAAUACAUGCCUAAUGGCUCGCUGGACAAAUGGAUCUUCUGUAGAUCCAGCGAAUAUGUUCUCAAUUGGCAGCAGAGGAGGAAGAUCAUUUACGACAUAGCAGAGGGUCUGAAUUAUCUUCACGAAGGAUGUAGAAGGAAGAUAGUCCACUUGGAUAUUAAACCCCAAAACAUUCUCUUGGAUGAUAAUUUUAAUGCUAAGGUCGCCGAUUUUGGCUUGUCUAAGUUGAUCGAUAGGGACAAAAGCCAAGUUGUGACAACCAUGAGGGGCACGCCCGGCUAUUUGGCUCCGGAAUGGCUGAGUGCAGCAAUCACUGAAAAAGUUGAUGUCUAUAGCUUUGGAGUGGUGGUCCUAGAAAUAGUGUCUGCGAGGAAAGUUUUCGACAACUCGCAAGACUCAGAAAGCAUGUACUUAGUGGGAGCUUUCAGGAGAAAGGUGGAAGAAGGACGGUUGUCAGAUAUGGUCAAUAUUCACAGCGAGGAUAUGCGAGUAAAUGAGGUGGAGGCGGUGAAUAUGCUGAGAAUCGCUGGGUGGUGUUUGCAAGGAGAUUUUACAAAGAGGCCUUCCAUGUCAGUCGUCAUGAAGGUUUUGGACGGCCUUAUGGAUGUGCCGGAUGACUUGGAGUAUGACUUCUCUUUCCCACCUUUGUUGAAAAGUAGAGCAAAAGUUCUUCAAGAGGAGGCUCAUUUUGCUCCUUCCACUCUGUUGAUGCCCUCGGUUCUCUCCGGACCACGGUGAAGCUGCAGAAGAGUGUAAUAUACUUUUCUGUGCAGUUAACAUUGAGGAUGCAAUUGAAAUUUCGGAACUUUGUAAUGUAUGGCUCUCCACUGUAGUUAGUUUUGAUCUCCCCAGUAGUCUGCUCUACAACAGGUGUUUUGCUUUGUCUGUGAAAGAAAAGAAAUAUAUGUCAAAAUUCCUUUCCCGGGAAACUUAGAUUGACAGAUGCAGUGUUUUCCCAGCAGAUACUUUUCAUAAGUUGUAAGGAGCAAUGAAUGAAUUCAAUGUGGAGAAGUUUUAACCGA